UCGGCCAUACUGUAAGCAGGCAUCAUGACCAACACUAAGGGAUAUAGGCGCGGUACGCGCUACAUGUUCUCCCGUCCGUUCAAGACAAAGGGAGUCAUUCCACUGUCCACGUAUAUGAAAAUAUACAGAAGAGGAGACAUUGUUGACAUCAAGGGCCACGGAGCUGUACAGAAGGGUAUGCCCCACAAGAGUUACCAUGGAAAGACUGGUCGAGUGUUCAAUGUGACUCCUCAUGCUGUCGGUGUUGUUGUUAACAAGCGUGUAGGACACAGAGUGUUGCCUAAAAGAAUCAAUCUGCGAGUGGAACAUGUGAAGCACUCCAACUGCCGUCUGGACUUUUUAGCGAGAGUCAGGGAUAAUGCAGAAAAGAAGAAGCAGGCCAAGGAGAAGGGAAUCAGAUUGAACUUGAAACGUCAGCCCAAACAGCCUAACAAAGCUCAUUUUGUGAGUACAAAGUUCAACAAACCACAGCUGAUUGAGCCAAUCCCAUACGAGUUCAUUGCCUAGGUCAUGAAAUAAAAAAAGUAUACAGAAUC
Molecule: messenger RNA, 536 nt
Organism: Ylistrum balloti
Lineage: Eukaryota; Metazoa; Mollusca; Bivalvia; Pectinida; Pectinidae
Product: large ribosomal subunit protein eL21-like
Exons: 5
Coding region: 25-507 (160 amino acids)
Biological process (GO): translation
Cellular component (GO): ribosome; cytosolic large ribosomal subunit
Molecular function (GO): structural constituent of ribosome
Source: RefSeq, a predicted model, not a curated record